CCCUUCAUUUCAGGGUCGCCACUCCCCCAUAAAAACCAAGCAGCGCAAAUUUCAUAUUUUUAUUUUUAAUUAAUUAAUGAUAUAAGAGGAUGAAUAAAACCGGCAGAAUUGCGGCGGCGGCGAUCAAUUCGCAAGCCAUUCCUUUUCACCUCAGAGCUUGCCUUUUUCACAGCACUCCUCUUUCUGAGCGCAGAAGGCGCGCCUAUUGGGAUCCCGAAAGCUUUGUUAGGGGUUCCACAAAGAAAUUUAACCGGCACCAGAGAAGGCUCAAGAAAAAGACUUUGUUGCGAGAUGUCCAUGAAUUUGCAGAGAAUCUAUUUCAGGGAUGGGAUACAGAGAGUGAUAAGCACGAGCAACCAGGUCGAAGAAAUUCAUGGUUCCGACCAAAUUUCAGGGACAAUGAAUCUAAUAGGGGCAGGUCAAGAAAUAGAGCAUCACAAUAUAGGAGGCGUUUUCAGUUUUAUGAUGAUGAUGAUGAUGGUGAUAACUAUCAUGACAUGUUCCGCUCCAUGUUUGGUGGAAACAGAUCAUUCUAUUGGUCCUUCACAAUAGAUGAUGAUGAACCACAUUUUGGGCGCUCGUCAAAUUACUCUGGCAAAUAUAGGACUUCCAGUGGUCGGGCAUAUCAGUUUGGUGAUGAAUACGAGGAAUAUUACACAUCACAAGAGUAUGAGAGGCCCGUAGAUGGAUUGAGGACCGACAGGCUUGCUUUGGGACUCAGUCCGUCUGGUCCAAUAAACAUUGACGAUGUCAAAAGCGCAUACCGAGCUUGUGCAUUAAAAUGGCAUCCGGAUCGUCACCAGGGCUCUUCCAAGGUUGUCGCAGAAGAGAAAUUCAAGGUCUGUAGUGCAGCAUAUCAGUCUUUAUGCGAUAAACUGCCGCUAAAUUAGGGACAAAAUGUAUUGUAUUACUAUUAGCCGAAUUAUAUAUGGAGAUGGAGGCAUGCGUUGUAGGAUCUCACUAAUUAUGAUUACCUUAAUUGUGCAUUGGUUAA
Messenger RNA from Salvia hispanica, 994 nucleotides. RefSeq lists its product as uncharacterized. NCBI's taxonomy places the organism in Eukaryota, Viridiplantae, Streptophyta, Magnoliopsida, Lamiales, Lamiaceae. The record is from RefSeq and is a predicted model, not a curated record.